Betta splendens (Siamese fighting fish) is the source of this 8478-nucleotide messenger RNA. RefSeq names its product 5-phosphohydroxy-L-lysine phospho-lyase (gene phykpl). Bases 1456 to 2886 code for a protein of 476 amino acids. NCBI's taxonomy places the organism in Eukaryota, Metazoa, Chordata, Actinopteri, Anabantiformes, Osphronemidae. Gene Ontology annotation, cellular component: mitochondrion. Gene Ontology annotation, molecular function: transaminase activity; pyridoxal phosphate binding. The transcript is spliced from 13 exons. The record is from RefSeq and is a predicted model, not a curated record.
GAACCAAUCACACAUUGUAUACUGAACAUAAACCACUGUCUUAAAUUAUAUUGUAAGUUUUGUUUUUCUAAAAAGUUUUUUUUACUUAACAAUGUGCUACAAUUGUUACAGGUUGUUUGCAUUGUAUAGGAAAAUGUACUGGCCUCAUUUCUAUUAGACCCAGACUUCAUCAGAUAAAAGGCAGAAACAGAAGUUCAUGAUCACAAUGGAAUAAAAGAGCACAUGGGCAUGGAGACACCAAACAAAGACAGUUCAUCAUCCACUGUCAAUAUUUCUUACAGGGUGUGCAAACAUUAAUGUAACUUUAAAUUAAGCUUGAGCAGUUUCAAGUUAAAAACCCUCCUAAGGCUCAAGAAUGAUGGCAUGGAAAUCAAAGCUGGGAGGAUCCAAGAAACUGAAAUAAGAAGAGUAGUGAAGAGAAUGGAAGGGGGAGGGAGAAACAAAAAGGAAAAGGAUGGGGGAAGUGAGUGAAAAAUGAAUGGGGCUAGGGGUUGGAAGCAUGCCUUAGUAUCUUUGAAAGAAGGACAAAAGAACACUGACCAGGUCUCAUGGGCUUAUAUUACCAAGGCAAGACCAGAAUUAAGUUAUGUAUCCAGAGAGAGCAGAACCACAAACCAGAGUGCAUGCCCACAUUAUAUUACUCCUAUAGUUUCCAUUGUGUUCUAGUAUCACACAGAGCCAGAGUUUAAAAUAACGGUCACUGCAUCCUCUAUAUAUCUUCAAACAUGCACUUCAAAAUUGACAAGUGCACAAAAAGCACACGUUAAACUAAGAAAUAUGCAAACUUUAUCUCUUGUAUGAAUAUGCAACAUAGUCAUUGCUCUACUUUGUAAAAAUAAGUACCUAAAACGUUUACUUAAUGCUGACACCAUACCAGACAUAGGUGCAGCCAUGCGUUUUAACUCCUGCACUAAUUAGACUGUGUCCAAACUGCUGGGCCUUCUGGGCCUUCUUCCUUAUGGCAAACAUGGUGCUACUCUGUUAGCUUGCUUCCACAUGCCAGAAGACAGGCUACUUCACCAGCACAGGGGCACAGGCUAAACCUCAUCCCGUGGUAGCUACCACUUACUCACUUCUAAGACUAGACAGAACUACACCAAAACCGUUUAUAACCGGCAAACUUAAAACUUUUACUUUCAAAAACAGGCCUACAAACUUUAGUGUUGCCAAUUAAUUUGCUGCUGCUACUAAUACUACUGCGUUAUUCCCAGUAUGACAAGCAAUAUAUACUUAGAUUUAAGGUUUAGAUUUAAUUCCUGUGCUUUGACCAAGUAAUUCUAACUACCAAAGGCUCCACGUGCAGAUCAGAAAAAGCAAAAAACAAAAAAAAAAACAAGUUUCAGUCAGUGUUGAGCAGAUCAUUCUCAUGGCUGCCUAAAACAAUUAUGUCAUCUUAUUUAAAAUCCAGCACGUUAUCAGCUACGCUAACAUCUGGAGAACCGAUUGCAGCGCAAAAUGGGAAGAAAUGCGGACAGCAACUUCAGCAACUUCAGCUAUUCUGUCGAUUACACACGGAAAGGCCAACAAGACAUAAUCAUGGCGUCACGUGGACUUAAGAAAGAAGAAACUCUCGCAAUGAGAGAAAGAUUAAUUGGGCAGUCUUGUAGACUCUUUUAUUCAGAUGACCCUGUAAAAAUUGUACGAGCAAGAGGACAAUAUCUGUUCGAUGAAAAUGGCAAACGUUAUCUGGACUGCAUUAGUAACGUUCACCACGUGGGUCAUUGUCACCCAAGUAUUACAAAGGCUGCUGUAGCACAAAUGGACCUCCUGAACACAAAUACUAGAUUCCUUCAUGACAAUAUAGUAAUGUAUGCAGACCGCCUGGCUGCCACCUUGCCUGACAAACUGUGCGUCUUCUACUUUGUUAAUUCUGGUUCGGAGGCCAAUGAUCUUGCCCUGCGCUUGGCACGGCAGUACACCCAACAUGAGGAUGUCAUAGUGCUUGACCAUGCAUACCAUGGGCAUCUAGUGUCCCUCAUCGACAUUAGUCCUUACAAGUUCCGGAAAUUGGCGGGACAAAAAGAAUGGGUUCAUGUGGCACCUCUACCAGAUGUCUACAGAGGCAAAUUCAGAGAGAAUCACCCUGAGCCGGGCCAAGCGUAUGCUGAUGCUGUAAAGGACCUAAUAGAGGAUGUGCACAGGAAAGGCCGUAAGGUAUCUGCCAUCUUUGUUGAAUCGUUGCCAAGUGUUGGAGGGCAAAUUAUAUUACCUGAGGGAUACUCCUCUAAAGUUGCAGAAUAUGUGCACUCAGCCGGUGGAGUGUUUGUGGCAGAUGAGGUGCAGACUGGUUUUGGACGUGUGGGAAGUCACUUCUGGGCAUUCCAGCUGCAGGGAGAGGGUUUCUGCCCGGAUAUUGUGACGAUGGGCAAACCUAUGGGCAAUGGGCACCCUGUGGCAUGUGUGGCAACCACCGUAGAGAUAGCUGGAGCUUUCACAGCUAAUACAGUGGAGUACUUCAAUACGUUUGGAGGGAACCCAGUUUCAUGUGCAAUUGGCCUGGCAGUUCUUGAUGUAAUAGAGCAAGAGGACCUAAGAGGAAAUGCUAUGAGGGUGGGAGCCCAUCUUAAAGAGUUGUUUAAAAAGAUGCAAACAAGACAUGAAUUAAUCGGUGAUGUCAGAGGUGUAGGACUGUUCAUAGGAGUUGAGCUAGUUACAGAGAGAGGGAAGAAGACUCCUGCGACAAAAACAGCUGCACACAUAAUCAAGAGGCUGAAAGAAGAGGAUCUAAUCUGUGUGAGUACAGAUGGCCCCUGGGACAAUGUGUUGAAGCUUAAACCGCCCAUGUGCUUCACUGUGGAGAAUGCAGAACUGGUAGCGCAAUGUUUUGAUCGCAUCCUCACAGAUAUGAAAGCCAAUGACCUCAAACUGGACAAGGAAGACAUCUAAGGUUUCUCAAACCUGUAGAAAAACUUUUAAUUGCAUCAGAAAUCGUCAAAUGGUCACAUUCAUAAAAUUCAGAGGUAGAACGACUGUACUUGAGGUUCAGUAGAUCAAACAAGUUCAUUCAUGUUUCUUGACAGAACAUGUUGCCGCUUUUCACUCAACACUGACCAAUGUUGCUUUUUGAAAUAUAUUUCAUAAUUUCUGUCUGGUGGACACCACCUUCGUUCUAUCAGCUAAAAUUAAAUUAAACACAGGCAGUCUCAAAGUGAGAACCAUAUGUGGUGAAUGACUAUUUAGGGACGACUGCUCAGAUUGGUUUGUAGCUUGCGUCUACUAAACAGUAAAAAUACUGUAGAUCUAUCUCUCCAGGUGUUAAAUGGAAUCAAUGCUGUAAGCUUUAGAGGUAUAAAACCAACGGAAUGAGCUUAAUUAUAUGUACAUAUGUAAAGUGGUACCAGCUACAGCACACUUAACCACCUGGGAGAAGACUGAUGUGAGAUUACUGGAAAAUAGUAUUUAAAUAAUCAUGGUGCUAAUGAACCACUUUAAUCCUCAAUGUUUAUCUAUUCACAGCAGCAUUAAAAAUAAUUUUCCCUAACAGUAAUCAGCAACAUGUUCUCAUUACACACUAUGGUUGAAAUAUUCACUUACCAGACCACUAACUCUAAGUCCUGGACACAUUCACAAUAAUGCUCAAGUAUUGCUAGUGGGGUGGGUAUUAAGACUCAGGCAGUUAUCCUGCAGGUAGUGAAGUAUUCCCCCACAGCUUCCCAAAGAGGCAUCCGUAGCGAUGUUAAUAUUACUCAUGACAAAAACAAGCAAGCCAUUUAACAGUACAAAACAUUUAACAUUAACUUUACAAAUAAUAACAAAAAGAUCCAUGUGUAAUAUAAACCAAAAUUUUAUUUCUACCAAUUUGCUCAAGACACUAGAGGAAUGAGUUUCCAGUGAGAGAGGGGGUACCCUCUUACAUUAACAGGCUUGCGUUCAGUUGAAUAACACUAGUAAAGCCACUUAAAAUUGUAGACAUGAUGGGGGAAGAAACUCUUUAAAAGCCAAAAGAAUAAUAAUAAAAAAAAGAUGCUGGUUGUCCUCGUCUACUAGGCCAUCUGCAAACAUUCACUUGACACGUUUACAAUGAACCCUUUGAUUACGUUAAAUCCCUUAAUUUACCUCACCCCACAUCUGAAGCCAUGCAACUCGCAUCCAACACUCAGUACGGGAGAAAAUAACUAAAAAUCUAGAAACACCAAAAAAAAGGAAAAAAAGCAAAAUUGUUUUAUUUGAGAGCUUUAAAAGCUCCUUUAUCCUGCUGUCUGUAAAUCCAGUAGACAUGUAAAAAUACAACCAUACAAUACAUUAGUUUCAAAAAGGUACCAAAAAGUACAGUAAAAAUAACACUUCCAUCAGUGGAAAUGUAAAUGACACAAAACAAUAUAAAAUAAAAUGUGGAAAAGUGACAUUUGCUUCCCCAGUUCCUCACUUGUUCUGUACAAAUGGAGCAUGAGUCCAAAUUUCUGCCAACUCCAAAGGAAAAGCCAGAGCCCAUGUUCGCUGUGGUCAGACCAUGGAUCUCUUUCUUAUUUACUUUAGACCUUAAGAGAAAAACACGGUGCUUAACAUUACUGAGAAUAAACCAAUUACGGCAUGCAGUUACACAAAGACAGACAGGUGUAGAAUGAGUCUGACAGGUCAGUGAAUGAAAAGACACACGGUUUUGGGGGGGGGGGGGGGGGGGGGGGGGGGGUGUGAAACGGUCCCUACUUCAAUUCUCAACUACCACCAACUCAACCUUUAUUGAUCAAGUAGUGCGUUUUACAGAUGCAGCUUGAGAUGGCCAACAAGUGGAAUGGAUUUGUCUUUAAUGACCAGAGACCCCACAGCAUGGCUUACCCUGACCCCACCUCAAUGAAUUUUAAGUAGAUGGAGAUUGUCGGGAAUUCAAAAAGGCACUAAUGGUUACAGCUAUGUUCUCACACUACCACGGAUGAUGCAAAAUGCAUACCUGCACUAUGUGUGAUCAGUAUGGCUUGUAGCUACUCUGGUGGCCUCCACGUCUUGGAGUUUUCCCAUAGCUUGUAUUGCCCUGGUCUGGAGGACAAGAGAAAAAGGGACUGAGUUCUUCUGUACAACGAGGACGACCAAGAUAAUAAAGUUUUUCGUUCCUGGGGGCACUUAUCGCUUACUGUAAUCGUAGCCACCCCCAUAGCCGUAAUAACCAGCAGAGUAGUCAUAGUUGCCAUAGCCGCCAUAUCCAUAGCCUUGCUGUCCGUAGCCAUAGUUCUGGUUGUAUCCCUGGUUCCAGUAGUUGUUGUAGCCUUGAUUCCAGUUCUGGCCCUGGCCUAGCAACAACAGUAAAGCGUUUGUCACACCUCUCCAGCACACGCAACCCAGGCCAACCCAAGUGUGGGCUGAAAGAUGUGCCACUAUACAACGAAAGCCCAUGCUUACCUCCACGACCCCUGCCACGUCCCCCGUAUCCGCGUGCACCGUACUGCUGCUGCUGGUAGACCUCUUUGGGUUGGGCAAUUUUGAUUUCACACUGGAACAUCACAAGAGCACAUUAAAUUAGUGUGAGAGUUCAAUAUGGUAAAUUUUCCACAACUGUAUUUGGAAUGUAUCACAUGUCAUUACCUUGCUUCCACCAACAUUAUGGUAUUUCUUCUCCAUAACCUUCUUGACGGGAGCCUCGUCCUUGUAUGUGAUGAACACAAAUCCCCUUCUUUUUUCUGUCUUUGGGUCUUGUGGAAGCUCAAUAGUCUCAAUCUGUGCCAGAAGAAAAACACUUUAAUGCAAACAUUGUUACAACCAAGUGCCUUAACACCACGACAAAACCCAGCAAACUACAUACCUCUCCGAACGUCCCAAAGUACUCCUGAAUCACUUCCUUUGAGGUGUCAGGGUUAAGACCUCCAACAAAGAUUUUCUUGACUGGAUCCUUCUUCAUGGCCAUAGCCUUCUUAGGGUCGAUUUGUCGGCCAUCUAGCCUGUGCUCCUUUUGUUCAAGAACCUUAAAGUAAAAGCCAACAAUAGAACUUUAAAAUUUGAGCCUUACUGUAAACGCAUCAAUCUCCAUUCAGCCGUCUGCCCACUCACCUUGUCUACACUGGCGGCAUCUUUAAAAAGAAUGAAGCCAAAGCCCCUUGACCGUCCUGUCUGCUGGUCCAUCUUUAUGGUACAGUCUGUCACUUCACCAAAUUUGGAAAAGUAAUCCUUGAGGUCCUUCUUGCUCGUGUCCCAGCUGAGUCCACCAACGAACAUUUUCCUAAUCACAAAAAGGGAGCAAAAGUGCACGUUUAGCAUGCAGGUCAAUAUUAACGGCUCCAGCCCUAUAGCCAUGGCUGUGGGGGCUGGGAUGUUUGUUGCACGGAGGGGAGUGGGGGGUAUAAUUGUACACACUGUUCCAAAACAUCUGUUGACCUAGUGACUUGGAAGACAUGCUACAGUUGCUGUAGCUUAGCGAGCAUUUACAACACUAACUAAAUGCAAGGAAAAUCCCUAUGGCCCGAGCGCGCACUCCUCCUACGUAGCCGCUACGGGGUAGAUGUGAUCCCUGCUCCGGCGCCCAUCCCCCCUCCGCUCUGCACAUGGCGCCAACAAAGGCCGGUUGAACAAAGAAACACGGGAAAUGCACGGCUGCGCGGUCUAAAUGGCGACUGCGCGAGCGGAACGCAGCGGAGUGUGGGUCCAAGCUCACCCCGCAUCCUCCUCUCCUUUGCUGGCGUCGAUCUGACCGCCCUCCGUUCCGCCGUUUUGCGAGCCCUCGUCCUCGUCGGGCCCCGCGCCCUCUCCGCUGUCAUCCACGGCGCAGCCAUCGUUGCCCUCCUCGGCGAGCCCGGCUCCGUUAAAAUCGUCGUCGACUUCGUGGCCGUUCUCCGAGGUCUCCAUAUACUGCUGCUCUAUCUCAGACAUGUUGCACUGUUACACCUGAGCCCCAAGGGAAAGAAUAAAAUAAUUAAUCCCGCUGAUUAUAUAAUCCGUUAUGCCGUGCAUGCAUCGCCAUUUACAUGGUGCCCAUAGGUGAAUAUCCCACCAUUUUGGCAAACGCGAUCGGGCUUCAUACAUUCAUGGAAAACCGCGUUUGUCAGCGAGUGGCAAAAUGGCAGCCAAGUAGCGCUUACUUACACAAGACAGUGACUAAAGUACGUUUGUGCGAGCGAUUACAUGAAGCGUAGCCAUCUGUAUCGCACUGAUAAACCAACCUACACUGUGCGACUCAUAUUCGUUACGUAAUGCGGAGGCCGAGCUAGCGGCGCCCUGGGCCUCUAUUUGCAAGUCAAUUCCGAUGUUUAACUUGCAUCUACUUCAAAAAUACUAAAACCAAAACACUGACAACAACAUUUCCGCGACAAUACAUAGGCAUAAGGCAUGACUAAAGAAGUAGAAAAGCCGGCUUACUGGUCACACAACCGGAGAGCUCUCUUCAAGAUGGAUUCUCCCACACGACGACAACUCGUGGUUGGUUUUUUUAGAACCGGCAGGAAAAAAGCGACGUUUCUGCGCACAAGCCAUCUGAUUGAACGAACCGCGCUGCCAAUCACAGCGUCGGCCAAUUACAUGCGCGGCAUCUUCUUUUCACAGAAGAGGUCUCCGCCCCAGUACACAGGAAGGACCUCAGAAAACCUCUUGUGUUUCGUGAAAGUGCGUUUGUUCGGUGGUCGUACAGGUCAUUUCUGCGCAUUUAAAGACGGGGGUUGCAGCUGCUGCUGUGUCCUUUGGAAUAGGGUUUAUCUGGUUUAUUCUCAGACUUUAACAGCUCUGCACUGCACAUCAGUGACUCUGACAAAAACAUACACGAAAGCAACAGGAGGAACAGACACGUUUGUGCGAAAUUGAACGACAUAAUGUCCAGAAUGUACAACACAGCAUGUUUGAAUGCUUAUUACCGGUAGACAAACACAUCAGCUCUAAUCAUGUUGCUGUUAUGUCAUCAGUGUCCACUGCACUACGAUCCAGUCGCGAAGUCUAUUUUAAAGCUGCUGAUUUGUUGUUUUUCAAUGCUAUUAUUUUAAAGUGUGUGGUUCUGUGGACUUGUUAAGCUUUUCAGUCUAGAUUUCUGACUCCACUAAUAACAUCGACAUGAGCCAUCAAAUAAUACAUAUCAAGUAUGUUAUUAUAGAGUUUUAACUAAGCCUUAUUUUGUUGGGUUUAAUACAGUUUUAUAAGAAAUGUGUGGUCAUCUUCUGUCACAUUUUCCAGACAGGAAAGUGUUGAGACAUUAUGAAAUUAGCUGCUAUGUUCUGGUCAGAUUCACCACCAAACUGAUUUGUUAAAUACCUGCAUAUUUAUUUAACAGCUAACAAAUAGUUUCCUUAUGUUUUGUGAUGUUUCAAUAAUAUACUAUACUAUACUAUAUUAUCUCUCUAGUAAUUUCUUACUUGUUAAAAAAACAUUCUAGUGCCACAAAUGAUGCAGUGUUGAUGUAAUUGUUACAACUAAGUUGUUCUUUUAAUAUAAAUUUGGGCUUAUUUUCUUUUCUAUUUAAGCUUUGAAUUAGAUCACAUCCUUAAUUCUACGAAUCUGCUAAGUUUAUCAUGAAGCAAACAACAAGUGGCGCUGGUUACUUUAUUAUAGUAUUAAAGACAUAAAAAGACA